UACCAUUUCUGUGACCUUUUCUCAUUUUCAAUCAAAUUUAAUUCUACAAAACUAUCAUUGAAUUAUUCGACAUUAAUUGGUAAAGAAAUUUUAUAUCUUUUGCAAUGUAUUGUUUAUAUUAAAGAUCGAGUCUUUUAUUAAAUCUUACGUUAUAAUAAAAUCUUUUUUAGUGAAUAGUAUUGUCAAUUAUAAGUUAUUGGAAUUAUAUUUUUCAUUGUGUGUUUCAAAAUUUGUUAGUAAACAUAACACUCUGGAAGUUAAAUAUAACGUAUUUCAAAGUAGUAUUUGCAUUUCUUCUCAUCCGAUACACGUCAAAAGAUCAACGACUACGAGUAUACGAAAACAGUAAGUUGAAAUAGAAGAUAUGGAACAAGCGAAUUCCAUAAGUUCUACAGAUAAAACAUAUAGUUGCAAAAAUUCAAGUUCAAGAAUAAAUUUAAAUGAUGCUAUGUUUAUGUCAAUUAAUGAUGAGGUUUUUUCAUACUCGGGUAACGAGUGUUUUCCUGAUGCAUUAGAUUCUGGUCUCUCAUUAAGGAAUGAAGACACAGAAAUCGACAUAUCAGUUGCAACUAAUACAAAAGGAAGCAAACAUAUUUCAAGUAUAUUUGAACACAAUGAUAGCACAAGUCUGUUUUCUUUACCUCGUACAAAACCUGAUUCAGAUUGUGUAAGCAAUAAUCUUACGAAUGAUUAUUUACAAAAUUCAAGUAAUUUGCAACACCAACAAGACAUGGACACUGAAAAAGAUAAUUGCAAGGCAAAUAAAGAUGUUUCAUUAAGAACACUAUUAAGGCAGAUGUUCGAUGAAAUUUUAGGAAGACAUGACUCUACAAAACAAUUAGGCAAAACUUAUAUUAACAAACAUUCAAGCAAUGAGUUUUUAUCAAAUGAUAGCAACUUAACAGACAAAUCGGACAGUUCUUUUGAAAUAAAUAAUAAUGACCCAAUAUUUCAAACACAAAAAUUUAAUAAUAUGUCGACAACUUCAAUUAAUAAUAUAAAUAACUAUAGUAAAAGCAAAGUUUCAUCUUUAUCUAAUACAUCUUCUUUAGACAGAUUCAAUUCUGAGCAAUUAAUUACAAUAUUGGAGGAUUCCAAUGAAAGUAGUAGCAAUUCAGAAUUGAACGAUUCUCAUGAGUACUCUGGGAGAUGUAUAGGCAAAUUAAAACAUUUCUUUCCUCGUAAAAUAGUAAAUAAAUGGACGAGCAGAAAGAUAUUUACCACCAGUGAUAUAAGUGAGAUAAGUGAUACCACUAAUAUGUCUUCAAAUAUAUCAACUGAGAUCGAAAUAUUAAGUAAAGAAAUUUUUAAAAAAGCAGAUAAUUUACUUGAAAACAGGAAUGAGAGAUUCAAUGUAAAACGGUCGCCAGUGUGCAAAUUAUGCAGGGUACCUAAAUUAUUUCAAAUUCCUUUCAUAACUAUAACUCCUUCAACUCCUUAAAAGAUUUCUAGAUAAAUAAACUAUUUAAUUUCAAAUUUUAAAAAUA
Messenger RNA from Bombus pascuorum, 1487 nucleotides. RefSeq lists its product as uncharacterized. The record is from RefSeq and is a predicted model, not a curated record. Bases 365 to 1441 code for a protein of 358 amino acids. The transcript has 3 exons. NCBI's taxonomy places the organism in Eukaryota, Metazoa, Arthropoda, Insecta, Hymenoptera, Apidae.